GCCUAGGCAACGAGUGAAAAUAUAAACAACAAAAAAUUUUCUGCGAUGGAUUGGGCUGAAGAGCUGAAAAUGACAAUUAGAAAGACAACGGCGCGAAAGGGUCGUCGUUCAAAAAGUCGCGAUGUGCUAAAUGAAACCCAGGCGGGGGCUUCGAGUGCUGCCUCGACGCAUAAGCUUGCUAAGGAUUUAUCGAUAGAUAUUACGUUGGAUAUACACAAUGAGAGCACAGGCAGUCCAACAACAACGACAACAGCGGCAACAACACCAACAACAUUCAAUAAUGAAUUUGAUUCAAAUCGACCGCCAAUUAGACGUGUCUCAGGUGGUUGGGCAGAUUCAGGCCAAAAAUCCCUGAAAUCAAAGAAAAAUUCGUUUGAUGACGAGCGAUUUCAAAUAACAAAAUCAGCUACAAGCACAAUACCCACAGAUGAUAUACCCAUUGUACCAGAUCUUGACGAUAUCAGGGAUGAAAUUUUGCUAAACGAAAUUGUCGAACCGCCCUCCAGUGUUGCCAUCAAUCGUGACGUCACAUUUAAGGAGCUCAGCUCUGAUUUGCUAUCGCAGAAUGCGUUCUCAGCUAUCGAGGAUGUCGACUUAUCGAUAUUGACGCGUUGCCUGCAGGCCCAAGAGAAUCUGGAUGAACCCGACGAGGUUUGGGAGUGGGAGAAACUUUUUACAGGGAUCACGGCUCAAAUAAAUUCGGACAAAACGUCGAGCGUUGGCAUGCCCGAAAAGAUUGAAAUUGGUCCCGACGAAAUACCGUCAACGGCUAAACUUAAUUAGUUAUGUAAAACAUAAAUAAAUGCAAUGUUUAAAUUUA
This is a messenger RNA of Drosophila grimshawi, 820 nucleotides long. It is a transcript of the gene IFT43, whose product is annotated as intraflagellar transport protein 43 homolog. The transcript is spliced from 5 exons. The coding region runs from base 46 to 783 and encodes 245 amino acids. The record is from RefSeq and is a predicted model, not a curated record. Gene Ontology annotation, biological process: intraciliary retrograde transport. Gene Ontology annotation, cellular component: cilium; intraciliary transport particle A. Lineage: Eukaryota; Metazoa; Arthropoda; Insecta; Diptera; Drosophilidae.